Lactuca saligna is the source of this 3706-nucleotide messenger RNA. The record is from the annotation of a GenBank genome assembly. Lineage: Eukaryota; Viridiplantae; Streptophyta; Magnoliopsida; Asterales; Asteraceae.
AUGGAAGCCAACUUAAAGCCAAGCACACAUGCUGAUAUUUUCUGCCACAUGAUGAAAUGGCUGGUUCAUAGAAGACGAGAUAUGAUGGCCAUGUACAUGUUAAUGUUAGAUCAACAUCUUCAUUGCCCUACAUUUGGAAGUCAACGCCUUUUGUCUCAAGCUGCAAUUAACAUGAUUGGUGAAUCAGUCCCACAUCCAAGAUACUCACCUAUUACAUAUCCAAGUGUUCUUGGAGAGCCAUUGCAUGGGGAGGAUAUUGCUUUUUCAAUUCAGAGAGGAAGUGUUGAUUGGGAGAGAGCUAUGCGAUGUAUUAGGCACGCCCUUCGUAGUGCUCCAUCACCUGAUUGGUGGCGGCGUGUGCUUCUGGUGGCACCUUGUCACCGACCACAGCCACAAGGAUCAAUAGCAGGUGCUGUCUUUAGCUCUGACAUGAUUUGUGAGGCAACCAUUGAUAGGAUUGUUGAACUCUUGAAGCUUACAAAUUCAGAUGUAAAUUGUUGGCAGGAGUGGCUUAUCUAUUCAGAUAUCUUUUUCCUUCUCAUGAUAAGUGGUUGCAUUGAUUUUGUUGAUUUCUUGGACAAGUUAAUAUUAUGCAUAACCAAGGAAGAUAAUCAAGAAAUUCUCAAGUCAAAUCAUGUCACAUGGUUGCUUGCACAAAUUAUACGUAUCGAGCGUGUAAUGACCACUUUAAGCACAGACUCAAGAAGAGUGGAAACAACCAAAAAGUUUUUGUCAUUUCAUAAAGAAUCCAUACCCUCGGAUCCUAAUACUCCCCAAAAUACCCUUCUUGACUUUAUAACCAGUUGUCAAACCCUUCGAGUAUGGUCACUCAAUUCAUCAACAAGAGAAUAUUUAAAUAGUAACCAACUUCUUAAAGGAAAGCAAAUAGAUGAAUGGUGGAGGCAAGUAAGUAAAGGGGAUCAUAUGAUGGAUUAUAUGAAUUUGGAUGACAGAUCCAUUGGGAUGUUUUGGGCUGUAUCUAACACCAUGGCACAGCCUGCUUGCGAAAUGGUGUUGACUUGGUUGACUUCUGCUGGACAUGCAGAAUUACCAGGUCAAAAUAAUGAGAAAAUUACAGUCAUGAGGGAGGUUAAUCCUGUCCCAGUAUCACUAAUGUCAGGAUUUUCAAUUAAUUUGUGUCUGAAACUGGCUUUACAGAUGGAAGAUGUUAUGUUUUUUGGACAGCAUGCACCUAAUAUUGCCAUGGUGGAAACAUACUGUAGGUUGCUUCUUAUUUACCCUCAUUCGUUGUUUCGUUCACAUUUAAGUCAUUUGCUUCAGAGGAAUCCUGAAACUUUUAAUAAGCCUCCAGCCACACUUUUAGUGCUUGAAAUACUCAACUACCGGUUAUUUUCAUUUUACAGAUACCAAGGAAAGAGCAAGACAUUGAUGUAUGACAUCACCAAAAUUCUUUCUACACUAAAAGGAAAACGUGGAGAUCAUCGAGUGUUUCGAUUGGCUGAGAACUUAUGCAUGAAUCUCAUUAUGUCAUUGAGAGAAUUUUUCUUCCUGAGGAAGGAAGGGAAGGGAGCUUCUGAGUUGACCGAAACAUUGAACCGUGUAGCUGUAACGAAUCUUGCUAUUAUUAUUAAAACACGUGGGAUUGCUGACAUGGACCACCUUCUAUAUCUUCCAACAAUGUUGGAACAGAUUUUGACCAAUAGUCAACACACAUGGUCAGACAAGACCUUAUCUUACUUUCCAGCUGUCCUACGUGAGGCCUUGAUUGGGAGGGUGGACAACAGAGGCCUUGCAAUCCAAGCAUGGAAACAGGCAGAAGCAACAGUUAUCCAUCAAUGUACACAGCUCCUAUCACCACCAGAUGAUCCAACUUAUGUCAUGACUUACAUAAGUCAUAGUUUUCCUCAACACAAACAAUAUCUAUGCGCUGGUGCGUGGGUACUAAUGCGUGGACACCCUGAGAGUAUCAACAGUGCAAACCUGGGACGUGUUCUUGGAGAAUUUUCCCCUGAGGAAGUGACUGCAAAUGUGUACACUCUGGUGGAUGUUCUUUUGUGUAAUAUUCACUUGGAAAUAAAACAUGGACAUUCCUUGGAGGAUGUAAUAUCAAAUGUGUGUGGAAAUCUUGCACAUUUUAUUUGGAAACACGGGUUGCUGCCUCCAGAUGUUUUGCUUCUUGCACUGAUUGAUCGUGAUGAUGAUCCCCAUGCAUUGCCGAUUGUGGUUAAUUUACUUGAAAGACAAGAGCUUCAACAAAGAAUAAACUUUUAUGUUGCUAAUUGUGGAAGCAGCCCUGAGCAUUGGCUUCAAACUGGAAUAUUUACUCGUAAUGAAUUACAGAAAGCUCUUGGCAAUCAUUUGUCAUGGAAGGAAAGGUCACCAACAUAUUUUGAUGACAUGGCAGCACGUUUGCUUCCUGUAUUCCCGUUAAUUAUUUAUAGACUUAUUGAAAACAAUCUUACAGAUUUAGCAGAUCGUGUCCUCCAAUUCCAUUCAUCUUUCCUUCAUUUCUACCCUUUAAAUUUCACAUUUGUUCGUGACAUUCUUUCAUAUUUCUACCCUCAUCUCCCCCAAAACCUCAUUUUCCGUAUACUAAGCAUAUUAGACGUAAAAAAGACACCAUUCUCUGAGUCAUUUCCUCAACAUGUGAAUUCAUCAAAUAACAUAUCUCCACCAUUGGAGUACUUCACUUCUCUUUUAACAAAUCUUGUAAAUAAUGUCAUCCCACCUUUAUCUAAUAAAACUAACCAAUCAGAAUCAACUUUCAAACCCCAAAACCAAAAACCAUUUUAUCAAAUUCAAGAUCCCGGGACACAUACGCAACUUGUUCUCGAAACCACAGUUAUAGAAAUCCUAUCUCUCCCCAUAACCCCAACACAAAUUAUCUCAUCAUUUCUGCAGAUUAUUAUUUCCUCCCACUUUCAACCAAAAUUUAAUCAAUCAUCUUGUUUGAUGAUUCAAGCGUGUGGGCUUCUCUUAGCUCAGCUUCCUGUUGAGUUUCAUACACCGCUUUUUGCUGAGGUGGCACAUGUGAUUAACGAGAGUUCGUGGCAUUGCUAUGUUUUGUUGGAUCCAACAUGGGCAUGUCAGGAAAAUACCUCAACUACCCUUGGGAAUAUGGUGGCAUUGCUUCAUGCGUUCUUCAGUAAUCUUCCACACGAAUGGCUGGAGAAAACACAUCUUCUUGUGAACCAAUUAAGACCUGUUUCUUCUGUUGGAGUGCUAAAAAUAGCUUUUCGUAUAAUUGGUCCUUUGUUGCCAAGAUUAGCAAAUGCUCACACUCUGUUUGUUAAGACUUUGGAACUGCUUUUGAGCAUGAUGGUGGAUGUGUUUGGGAAGAAUAGUCAGCAGCCAUCAAAUCCUGUUGAAGCAUCAGAUGUAACUGAUCUUAUAGACUUCCUUCAGCAUGUGGUGCAUUAUGAAGGGGAGGGGGGACCUGUACAGACGAAUUCUAAACCAAAAGCAGAUGUAUUGAGUUUAUGUGGAAGAGCCAUUGAGAACAUGCGUUCAGAUUUGCAGCAUCUUCUUUCUCACUUAAAAACUGAUAUUUUGUAAAUUCAGUUUCAGGUUUUACUUCUUUUUUACUUACAUUACAUGCUUUCUGAAUAUAUAAAUGUAGCUUAUAGAGUCUGUAUAGAUGUACUGAGUAAUGUGUUUUUGAGAUAACUGAAGGUUUUAUAUUAACGGAAAUAAUGUAAAAGGGAAUAAGUUGGUAUAAACAUUUAAACUGCCAAAAAAAAUUCAC